AUGGCUAUACCCCAGCAAGUUGCCUGCAUUUCAAAGAGUCACCCUGGGAAAUGUGAUGAAAGUUCUGAUAUCAGUGUCCAUUUUGGAAUCUCAGAAGAAGAGAAGACAGCUGUGAAAAAUCGGGGGGAGCAUGUCUUGAAAGCCUUGAAGAGGUUGGGCCUUGAUGUCAAAAAGGGCCCUGUGGUUUCUGUGCUGGUCUCUGGUGGGGGCCUGAGGGCUGCCAUAGCCUGCCAAGGUGUCCUUAGUGAACUGAGCCAUGUGGGGCUUCUGGACAUGGUCACAUAUCUUGCAGGAGUCUCUGGCUCCACCUGGUGCAUGUCCUCCCUCUUCACCCAGAGCGAUGGGUGGAAAGACCUGGGGAAGAUGGAAAAUGAGCUCAGGAGGCGGCUGCAGGAGGACUCCUGGAUAUUCUCUGUUGCCCUGGAUCAGCUCUGUGUGGCUGCAGAGAGGGAUGACUAUUCCCUCACUGACUUCUGGUCCUAUUCUGCUGUCUACUACCUUACAAAGGAACUUCUAGGUGGCCGUCUGUCCCAUGCAAGAGAACAGUCUGAGAUGGGGACUGUGCCAUAUCCCAUAUUCGCCAGCAUCAGCAAGGACCUCAACUCCAGUGGAAAGGAGGAGAAUCUGAGUGAGCAUGGUCCUGAUGCCUGGUUUGAAUUCACUCCUGACUGGGCUGGCUACUCCACACCUGGCUACUCAACCCCUGGUGCUUAUGUCUCUACCACUCAGUAUGGGAGCAAGUUUGAGGGAGGGAAGCUCAUACAACAACAACCUGAAAGGGAUUUCUCCUACCUGCGAGCACUAUGGGGCAGUGCUCUGGCUGACAUGCAUAGUAUUCUCAAAACCAUCUGGGAUUUCUUUGGGAAAUUUAUCCAUGGUUCAAGCAUCCAGGAAGAAAUGCUCCUUGCUGAUCCUGAAGGAGUUACCUUGAAAAUCACUGUGAAUCACCUAUUCAACUUGGUUUACACUUUCCUAACAGAGGGAGACUGUCUGCCCACCCUGAAAAAUCUGCAGGUUAUAAUGACAGGGAACAAAUAUUUUUCUGAGGCUAUGACACUGAUCAACCAGAUGAUUGAGAGCUGGGGCCAGACCUCUCGAGAUCAGCAGGAACAGCUCAUUCAGAGCUUGCUGGCAAAAUCCUUGAAUGAAGAUUUGUUGAAACAGAGCAGUGUGCCAUCUUUCCUAAAAUUUUUAUGGAAGACCAUCAACUGUCUUUUAAGAUGGAAGUGGGGAACAACGCAUAACUUUCUGUAUAAGUAUGGAGACAUUGAAGACAAGCUUCUCACAGAAAAGAAAAAUGUGUAUUUGAUGGAUGCUGGCUUCACUAUCAACUCUGCCUAUCCUCUGGUUCUGCCCCCAGUGCGGAACACUGAUAUCAUCCUGUCCUUUGACUUCAGUGCAGGGGAUCCAUUUAAGACGAUCAAGGACACAGAGAAGUACUGCAAAGCCUGCAAUAUCCCCUUCCCUCUGGUGGAUGAUGCUAAGCUCGACCAAGAAGCCAAGGCUCCCUCUGAUUUCUACAUCUUUGAAGGGGAGAAGGCGCCAGUGGUCAUGCACUUCCCACUUUUCAAUAAAGUGAAUUGUGGCAGCGAAGAGGUCAUUAAACAGAGACACAAGACAUACCCGACAUUCCGCGUCACAAACUAUUCCGAUGAUGAGGUGCGUCAACUCCUGGAGGACUCGAAGGCAAAUGUCAGGAACAAUAAGGAUUGUAUCUUCAUGAAGAUCUGUGAACUGGCAGAGCCAACCUCCUAAGAAUCAGCCUCACUAACUUCUCCCCUCACAGAGCACACACAUGCUGGGACUGGCUUCUAUUCUCUGGCAGCAGCUGCCAUUCUUUCUGUCUCUUUGGGAGGGGCAUUCAUUCACCUUUUCAGUUAAAUGCUUCAAGUGGCUGACUUUUGUUUUAAGGGCCCAAUAUUUUGCUUUGUACCCUUCAUGCAACUUGCCCACAUUCUACUUACCCUUUCCCAGACCCAAUAAAAUAUUGCUUUGAC
Molecule: messenger RNA, 1997 nt
Organism: Phascolarctos cinereus (koala)
Lineage: Eukaryota; Metazoa; Chordata; Mammalia; Diprotodontia; Phascolarctidae
Source: RefSeq, a predicted model, not a curated record